Messenger RNA from Pseudocercospora fijiensis CIRAD86, 3450 nucleotides. RefSeq lists its product as uncharacterized. Gene Ontology annotation, cellular component: nucleus; site of double-strand break. The record is from RefSeq and is a predicted model, not a curated record. Gene Ontology annotation, biological process: proteasome-mediated ubiquitin-dependent protein catabolic process; DNA repair. The coding region runs from base 1 to 3450 and encodes 1149 amino acids. NCBI's taxonomy places the organism in Eukaryota, Fungi, Ascomycota, Dothideomycetes, Mycosphaerellales, Mycosphaerellaceae. Gene Ontology annotation, molecular function: protein binding; nucleic acid binding. The transcript has a single exon.
AUGGCGUAUCUCGCACCAAUCCACAGGCCCUCGAGCAUUAGGCAUGCUCUGAAGCUAUCAUUUACAUCGCCUGAUGCAGAAGACUUGGUUGUGGCAAAAGCAAACAGGCUGGAGAUAUGGAGGGCAAGUCCUGGCGAUACCACCUUAGUCCUCCAGCAUUCGAAGGCGAUAUACGGCAAGGUGACUUUGCUGCACAAGCUCCGACCCGCCACGAGCCAGACAGAUCAUCUGUUCGUCGGCACAGAUCGGUACAACUACUUCACCCUCAGCUGGGAUGGCGAACGGCAAGACCUCAAGACCGAGAAGAGCAUGGUCGACAUUGCCGACAAGGCAGCAAGAGACAGCCAGACAGGCGAUAGAGUGCAUAUUGACCCCACGAGUCGAUUCAUGACUUUGGAGGUCUAUGAAGGCGUCGUAAAUGUCCUGCCUAUCGCACAUGCUGGUAAGGGCAAGCGAAAAGCCGCCGAUAAUGAGAUUGGAGAAUUGGGAGACCCAAUCCAAGUCAGGAUACCAGAGCUGUUUGUGAGAAGUAGCUGUUUUCUCUAUCGACGAGAUACUGGACCUCGAGGAAAGACAGACCCCAUGUUUGCAGUUCUAUACGAGGACAGCAAGAAUCAGGUCCGAAUAAAGAUCAGAGAGCUGGAGUACUCACCCAGUCUGAGGCCGAACGAGGAGCCAGCUACUGCCGAACUAGAGAAGGGCGUCGAUGUCACCGGCUCAUUAGAAAUGGGCUCAAGUUUCAUGAUCCCGCUCCCUGCACCCACAUACGGUCUCCUAGUCGUGGGCGAAACCAGGAUAACAUAUGUUGAUGAGUGGGAGCAUAAGGUGCAGGACUCUCAACCGCUCGAAGAUGCAACAGUGUUUGUGGCCUGGUGCAAACUGGACGAGCAACGAUAUAUACUAGCAGACGACUACAAGAAGCUCUACUUACUCAUGGUCAAUACCUCACCACAUGGAGACUAUCAAAGCUUGGAGAUCGACGUGCUUGGCGAAACUAGUCGAGCAAGCACACUGGUCUACUUGGACGAAGGUCGAGUAUUCGUCGGAAGCCAUCAGGGAGACAGCCAAGUCAUUCAAAUUUCACCCAAGCGGAUAGACGUGCUGCAAAGCUUUCCUAACAUCGCACCAAUCUUAGACUUCACGGUCAUGGAUAUGGGCAAUCGAAGCCUUGACGCACCCGUUAAUGAGUUCUCGAGUGGACAAGCAAGGAUAGUCACUGGUUCUGGAGCCUUCAAUGAUGGAAGCUUGCGGUCUGUGAGAUCCGGUGUCGGUCUCGAGGAUAGAGGAAGCCUUGGUGACCUUGGUGCACCAAUAUCAUCCAUCUUCAGCUUGCGUACCAGUGCUGCAGCCCAAUAUGUCGACACCCUCAUUGUCAGUCAUGUCUCGCACACCAAUGUGGUGGUGUUUACAGAAGACGGAGAUAUUGAAGCAAGAGACUCAUUCCGCGGCUUUGAGCUCAAAGAUGCCACAUUGUUCGCAGGGGAUCUACGUGACGGACGCGCAGUACAAGUGACUAGCUCGUCGGUGCUACUUACUGAUUCCGAAGGCGACAUGGUCACUGACCGCUGGCAAGCGCCAAGCGGGACGUCUAUCACAGCGGUGGCGGCUGAUGGCGAGAAGAUUCUCGUCUCGCUUCAAGGAGCAGUAUUAGUAGUCCUGGAUCUCUCGGCUUCCAACAUCCAAGUGCAAGCCGAGCGGAAGUUCGGAAGCGAAGAGCAAGUCUCGUGCAUAGCGCUUUCACCAUCAAUACCCAACGCGUGCGUAGCCGGCUUCUGGAAAGACAGCAAAGUCUCAUUCCUUUCCUUGCAGGACUUGCAGCCAACUGCCAGCGAGCGAGUGGCAGAGGAAGAGUCUUUGGCAGUGCCAAGGUCGCUGAUUGUGGCAAACAUAUUGAAGGACCAGCCAGCAACGCUCUUUGUAGGUCUCGCAGACGGUAAUGUGGUCACUUACAGCGUCACAUCAGCGCAGCAACCAUUCUCGGCACGGAAAUGCAUCAUACUUGGCACACAACAAGCCAACUUCGCAGCUUUACCACGAGCCGACGGGUUACAGAACGUCUUUGCUACGUGUGAGCAUCCUUCACUGAUUUACGGUUCGGAUGGACGACUCGUCUACUCUGCUGUCACAGCAGAGAAUGCAACAUGUAUAGCAUCCUUUGACAGCUUCGGCGACUAUGCAGGUGCUAUCGCCAUCGCCACAACUGAUGAGAACGGCGAGAAUGAGCUCAAGCUCGCCGUCGUUGAUGAGGAGAGAACAACCCACGUGCAAGAUCUGUUCAUUCAUGAGACGGUACGACGAAUUGCAUAUUCGGCGGAGCUGAAGGCGUUCGGCCUUGGCUGCAUCAAGCGUACCCUUUCCGCAGGCAAUGAAGAGGUCGCAUCGCACUUCAAGCUCGUCGACGAGGUUGCCUUCAAAGAGCUUGAUACAUGGGCACUGAAUGAAGAUGAACUCGUCGAAUGCGUAAUCAGGUGUUACCUCGAUGAUGGCUCAGGCGAGGAGGCUGAGCGAUUCGUCGUUGGUACCGCAUAUUUGGACGACCAGGACGCAAAUAAUGCCAAGGGACGAAUACUGGUACUCGAGAUCACGGAAGACCGGCGCAUCAAGCUAGUCACUGAGCUCGCAGUACGUGGUGCCUGCCGCUGCCUUGCAGUCUGCCAAGGCAGAAUCGUCGCUGCUCUCGUGAAGACGAUCGUGGUAUACGACUUCGAAUAUCAGACACCGUCUACACCUGCUCUCACCAAGAAAGCUUCCUACCGAACAGCCACAGCACCAAUUGACAUCUGCGUCACCAACAACACAAUCGCAGUCACCGACCUCAUGAAAUCUCUCUCCCUACUCGAAUUCAAAGCUGGCCGUCAAGGCCAACCCGACACCCUCAUCGAAAUUGCCCGUCACUUCGAAACACUCUGGGGCACAGCCUGCGCCCGCGUCAGUGAGAACACCUACCUCGAAUCUGACGCUGAAGGCAAUCUCAUUGUCCUCCAACACGACAUCAACGGCUUCUCCCAAGAAGACCGCCGCCGUCUCCGCGUCACCUCAGAAUUCCUCCUCGGGGAAAUGGUCAACCGCAUCCGUCCCAUCACCGUCCAGCCCUCUCCCGGCGCCGUCGUCACCCCACAAGCUUUCCUCGCCACCACCGAUGGCAGCAUCUACGUCUACUGCGAAAUCGGAAAACCUCGGCAGGAUCUUUUGAUGCGGAUGCAGACUUUGAUGGCUGAUAUGGUCAAGAGUCCUGGUGGUGUGAGGUUUGCGAAGUUCAGAGGGUUCAAGACGCUGGUCAGGGAUAUGGGUGAGGAAGGUCCGGUGCGAUUUGUGGAUGGGGAGUUGAUUGAGAGGUUUUUGGAUAUGCCUGAGGUCUUGCAGAAUGAGGUUGUCAAGGGUUUGGAUGGGACGGGGGUGGAUUUGGAGGGUUUGAGGGGGAUGGUGGAGGGGUUGAGGAGGAUACAUUAG